UUGUGCGCGUCAGUUACGGGAGGCUCAUUAACGUUAAUACGAAGAGACGUGCCCUUUGUGGCUCAACUACCACUCAUGCGCUACUCGGGCAGAGAUCUAAUUAAGCACGCUGGUUCCUUUUAGAACACACCAAACAAAAAUAAUUGGAUUGCAUACCUGAGGAAUAGAGGUGCGCGGCAACACUGGCUGAAACAUUACUCUUUGGAGCUAAUGCCGUGGCUUCAAAUUACUUAUUUUUGCAGUCUGGAAAAAUAAACCCAAUCUAGGUUAAGAUAAAAGGAGACUAAUAAUAGCUCUUGCGGUUCUUAAAGUAGGAUUUCCUAAGAGGUUUUCAAGGACGCAGGUAUAAGACAUUUUGUAUCGGCCGAGGAAUUGCCCUGAACAAGCGACUGAAUUGAUUACGACGAUCUGACCCAUCCUGCUGACCCGCGCUUCGGUCUAAGGACCCAUGCUGGCGGGAAUCCUGCUCCAGGGGAGGGCGAGGCAGCGGCAACUGGUUUCCCACGGUGUAUCUCCCAUGCUCGCAGGACAAUAUAUGAUGAACAAAUCUACCUUCAGCAAAAUUGAAGAAAACAGAGACAACAAGACACUGUCAACAGAGAAAGGGCGAGCCGCUAUUGUUUUCUCCCUGAAGAAUGAAGUUGGCGGGCUUGUUAAAGCUCUGAAACUUUUUCAGGAGAAUCACGUCAAUCUUGUCCACAUCGAGUCCCGGAAGUCCAAGAGGCGUAACUCAGAGUUUGAGAUCUUCGUGGACUGCGACAGCAACCACGAGCAGCUGAAUGAGAUCAUUCAGCUGCUUCGAAAGCACGUGAGCGUCAUUGAGAUGGAUCCACCUGACAACUCCUGUCUGUCUGAGGAAGAAAUGCACAGUGUGCCCUGGUUCCCGAAGAAGAUUUCUGAUUUGGACAAGUGUGCCAACCGUGUCCUGAUGUAUGGUUCCGACCUGGACGCUGAUCACCCGGGUUUCAAGGACAAUGUCUACCGCAAGAGGAGAAAGCACUUUGCUGAUCUGGCCAUGGGCUACAAACAUGGGGACCCCAUCCCUCACAUCGAGUUCACAGAGGAGGAGGUGAAGACGUGGGGCGUGGUGUUCCGGGAGCUGAACAAGCUGUACCCCACCCACGCCUGCCAGGAGUACCUGAAGAACCUGCCUCUGCUGACCCAGCACUGUGACUGCCGCGAGGACAACAUUCCCCAGCUGGAGGACGUCUCCCGGUUCCUCAGGGAGCGUACAGGUUUUACCAUUCGCCCAGUGGCCGGCUAUCUGUCCCCCCGGGACUUCCUGGCGGGCCUGGCGUUCCGGGUUUUCCACUGCACCCAGUACAUUCGGCACAGCUCGGACCCACUCUACACCCCCGAGCCGGAUACUUGCCAUGAGCUGCUUGGUCAUGUCCCUCUGCUGGCAGAGCCCAGCUUUGCGCAGUUCUCCCAGGAGAUCGGCCUGGCUUCACUUGGGGCGUCCGAUGACUCUGUGCAGAAGCUGGCUACGUGCUACUUCUUCACCGUGGAGUUCGGGCUGUGUAAACAGGAGGGGAAACUGCAAGCGUAUGGAGCCGGUCUACUGUCAUCUAUCAGCGAGCUCAAGCACGCCCUCUCUGGGAACGCAAAAAUCCUGCCCUUUGACCCCUCAGUCACAUGUAAACAGGAGUGUAUAAUCACCACCUUCCAAGAUGUCUACUUUGUGUCAGACAGCUUUGAAGAGGCCAAGGUCAAGAUGAGGGAGUUUGCGAAGACCAUCAAGAGGCCGUUCACUGUGCGCUACAACCCGUACACUCAGAGCGUGGACGUGCUGAAGGACACCACCAGCAUCAACAGCGUGGUGGAGGAGCUGCGUCACGAGCUAGACAUCGUGGGCGACGCACUCAACCGACUCAACAAGCAGCUGGGUGUCUGAGCCGCUCCAAUCGCCCCGUUAACACUCCACCAAUCUGCAAAGUGUAAUACCUAAACACCGUAGGGUUUCCAUCACUCAUUUCUGACAAAACAUUCAGCCUAAUGUGCAUUUCUUGUGUGUUUUGACUCGAAGCCUGAAUGAACAGUAUAUUAAGGCUGUUAAUAUCACUGCUUUAACUCUAUUCUGCAAGGAUGCUUAAUUUAAGAUAACAACCUGAUCGGUCACUAUUGCCUGAUUUUUAUCCUGCUAACGCUGCUGUGAUUCAUUUCUGGUGACACGGUUUGACUCUGGGAGUGCUACUGGUUAUGAGCUGACUAUAAGAAGGAGAAGCCCAUGAAUUCACAUCCAGCAUAUUCACAUACUUGCAAUGGCUGAUGCGGUAGUGCCUUGCUAUUGUCUCUCUCUGUGGUCACAUGAUAAAUGAGAAGGUGUCUACAGCCACCUCUAAAAACAAAGAAUGGACUCUUUUCAGAGAUAAUGGGCUCUAAUGUAAUGGUCUGAGCAUGGUCUAAAGCGCAAUGCGCAAGUGGAUUUAGAGUGUGGACUCUUGCCCGUUUAAUGUAUAUUUAAAUACUCUUGCAAUCUGCAAAUCUGCAUUUGAUGAACGAAGGACUGAAUCUAUUCACUUAAUAAAUAAAUGCUUUUUCGGUUUUCUGUAACUUUCAAUAUUCAAAAUUAAAUAUUCUCUGUGACAAAUACCCAGCCUUAUUCAUAAAGCAAAGGCUUUCAGCUUAAUCAAAAUAGCAAUAUGCUGACCAAUACCAAGACCACACCUCAUUUUAAGAGGGUAAUUUGCAAGUUUAACAGUGUAGGUGAUGGAUGGGAAAAUGACGACUGCAUCUGUGUGAAACUAGCGCUAGCUCUUACGCUUGCCUUUAGGUUACCAUCACGCUGCGCUAAGUCCAAGAGCCCUGCAUCUCAGGACUGACAAUACCUCAAAGAGGACAAUGCCAGGCUGCUCUGGUCUGCAUGGUUUGUGAAAUUAUUUAUUGAUCAUUCAAUAGAAAAACCUUUAUUAGAUUAAAUGGGCUUUGGAGCUCACAUGGAUGAAUAAAAAAAAUUUUUUUUAAUUAAAAAUAAUUUACUUCUGCAGUCAGCAGCUUGGAGUUUGUAUGCCAAUUCUAAACAUAUUUGCUAUUUUUCUACAUGAAUAUUUGCUGCUUAACAUGAAUAAAAAUUAUUAUUAUUAUUUUUAAGUAAAAUAUUAAAAGGAGAACUUGCGGAUCCCAUAAAGAAUAUUAUAUUACCUGUGCCUAGUGGUUAUUUUCCUUUCAGUGGUGUUGACAGACCUUUCUGUAGUGUGUGCACUGUACCAUUUCCUGCAAAUAUGCUUUUAGAAAGGAACAGCUGCCAGCUUGGUUGUCAUGUUAAAGUGUUGACAGCUGGAGGAAGGCGGGCUCAUGUUGUAUUUAUCUUUCUUUCAGAAAGCUGUUUCAUUCCACUCUGUAUUUCCAUAUUGCGCAUUAAAGGGAUGUUCUUUUUUCUGUCUGUUAAAAGCAUGAAGAUAAAAAUAAUACUUUGAAUGGUUUUUGUAGCGUGCACAUUUUUGUGGAAGAGAUUUUGUAAAAUUCUCUGUUGACCUUUUAAAUUGUUUGGUCACAAGAAUGCAACUGUGAUUGUAACUUUGGUCAAAAGCACUACAAUUGCACUGCGUAAGAUAUUGGGAGGAAAUUAUGGUAUUUACUAUUUGUAAUGAAAAGAUAUGCUCCUCUUGAGAAGCUGAAAACAUCCUGAUUCAGGAGCCCUAUCUAUUGUCAAUAAAAAUGGACUUGUGUCCAUCAUGUAAUAUCUUUAUGUUUACUUGCUAUUCUUACCCAUAUGCAGUUAUUUAAUUUUAUCUUUGAAAAAUCAUGAUGUUGUUUAAGUCCUAUUUGAGUCUACUACUAUAUUUCAAUUGUCUUGUUGAAAAUAACAUUUGUACUUGCAUAAUAAUCAUAAUAUCCCUGAGUUAUAGAGUGGCAGUUCAUUUUUUAUUUUAGUUUUCUUCAUACGUGUAAUGUGUAAUGCAAUUAUAUAGUCUUCAUGUACAAUAUAUGUCCAAAAUAAAGUCUUGAUGUCCA
Molecule: messenger RNA, 3954 nt
Organism: Conger conger (European conger)
Lineage: Eukaryota; Metazoa; Chordata; Actinopteri; Anguilliformes; Congridae
Product: tryptophan 5-hydroxylase 1-like
Exons: 11
Coding region: 449-1894 (481 amino acids)
Biological process (GO): aromatic amino acid metabolic process; serotonin biosynthetic process
Cellular component (GO): neuron projection
Molecular function (GO): tryptophan 5-monooxygenase activity; iron ion binding
Source: RefSeq, a predicted model, not a curated record